AUCGAAGACUUUCGCAACGGUAGUGCAGUACUCGAGUUCGUCAACGAGUACGAGUACAAAGGAGUACUCUUCGUCGAGAUCGCCACAGAAAUCAAGACUGGCAGCUCUGCCAAACGCCAGAAAGUCGAAUUUUCGGCAGUGGUUCUUGGUCAAAGUCGGGAAGAAGCUGGCAAAACGGUGUUACUCAAGCGCCCUGGCACACUUUUCCAGAUCGUGGUCGGCUUGGAGCUCAAACAGGGCGGAGAUAUUGGCGUAGGUCAUGUUCACUGGUGCUCUGGUCUGCAGUUGAAGUGGGUGCCCAAUAUUACGACGUCCACCAAAGCCGCGUCUGGCCUUUUUGCCGAGAAGAAGCUGCAGGAUGCCAGAGUCGAGCUGGUCAAAGAUCUUUACAACUUGAUCAGGGAGGAAGACUGGUCUGAUAUUUCAUGGGAUGAAGUUGAGACUAGAAUCGAUGAUGUACAACGCCAACUGGACGUCGAGAACUCUCCCAAGAGACGCCAGCAACAAGUACACAAGAAGACGAACAAGACCAAGAAGGCCAAUGAGGAGGCCGAACAGGAGGAGUCUCCUGAAGUAGAUGACUGGCUCGACAACAGCAGACAUAUCGUUCGUAACUGCAAGUUCGAUAUCGACAAGAGCGACAAGUUGAACGACAAGCAAAAGGCCAGAGUCAAGAUAAUGAUGACAGACUACGUGUCUAAAGAGCCUGUUGACUUCAAGAAACACAACCAUGAGCUGGCAACGCUUCUGGGCAAGGCCUUUGCGACUUCGUUCGACAUCGAGAUCCUGCACGACUUCACCAAGGCGAGAGAUGUCAACCUCGACCUCUUCGGCCUUCAGACUUUUGCCAGGUUCGCAGGCUGGUGGGAGACAGCUGACGUAAGAUCGCGCAGCCGUUCACCUGGUCGUUGGCCUAGUCGUUUGCACAGUCUUUCGCGCAAUCGUUUGUCUGGUCGUCCGCACAGUCUUUCGGCUAGCGUCCACUCUGCACCCGGCAAGGUACCUUCUGGCAAGCACUUCAUGUGGGAAGUCACGAACUUUGUGACCUCUUUCUUCCAGGGGGAC
Molecule: messenger RNA, 1065 nt
Organism: Aureobasidium vineae
Lineage: Eukaryota; Fungi; Ascomycota; Dothideomycetes; Dothideales; Saccotheciaceae
Source: the annotation of a GenBank genome assembly